Drosophila simulans is the source of this 470-nucleotide messenger RNA. RefSeq lists its product as uncharacterized. NCBI's taxonomy places the organism in Eukaryota, Metazoa, Arthropoda, Insecta, Diptera, Drosophilidae. The record is from RefSeq and is a predicted model, not a curated record. The transcript is spliced from 2 exons. The coding region runs from base 160 to 351 and encodes 63 amino acids.
AAAGCGGGGGUUUAUGGAAAACCCAAAGAUUUAUAAAAUAUUCUAGGGUAUUUUCUGUUACUCCCGUGUUAUUCACCGCCGAGAUGAAGAGAUACAACUGUAUAAAUCGCACUGCAAUUGAGCGAACGCAGUCAUUGAAUCGUCUCAAUUGUCGCAGCGAUGAAGUGCUUUUCGAUUUUGUUUGCGCUACUGGCGCUCAUUUCCUUUGUAGAAUUUGGAUAUGCUCGAACAAUUCCUAGGAUUACCAUACGAAAUGGCGACAUUAUAGUUCAUGGAAAUUGCCAUGGUUGCACAGCACGUGCCACCAAAAACUCGGCUCACUUAUCAAUCAAAUUUACGCGAAGAUGGUAAAUGUUGUAUGUGUUAUAUAAAUAAAUUAACUCCAACUUGCCAUAAUAAUUAAAAUAAAAUAAAUUAAAAAUACUAAGUAUUAGCUUGUGUGCAUAAAAUAAAAAGUAGUAACUAUUAUG